Messenger RNA from Dentiscutata erythropus, 1917 nucleotides. The record is from the annotation of a GenBank genome assembly. NCBI's taxonomy places the organism in Eukaryota, Fungi, Glomeromycota, Glomeromycetes, Diversisporales, Gigasporaceae.
AUGGAAAGUACUGCGAAAGAAAUAAUUAGCAAGUUUAAUCUUGAAGAAUUGUUUCCAAAAGACAAUUGUCCAAAAUGCAAUAAAGAUAAAAAUUCUUGGAAUGAAGAAAAAUCAGAAUGGAACCGAGAAGAUAGUACAGAAGUAGCAGUUAAAAUAUUUAAAACCGCUAUCAAUCUUAGUUCUGAAUUCUUGAGAGAGGUGAAAAUUAACCUGGAAUUUCGUUUCUCAGGCUUUGUGACCCGGAUUUAUGGCCUGACUCGUCAUCCUGACACAGGUAGUUAUGCUAUAGUCCUUCAAUUUCAACAAUACGGCGAUUUGAAAAAGUAUUUUCUGAAAAAAAUUGAGAACCUGAAUUGGUUUGAACUUAACAAUAUUCUCAAGGAUAUAUGUGACGGGUUGAGUGUCAUUCAUAAGGAAAAUUAUUGCCACAUGGAUUUUCACACGGGUAAUAUUUUGUUUGGUAUCGAUGGUGUACGGCUCUCUGAUUUCGGUCACAGCCGUCCAGUGAAUGAAAGUCCUAUGGUGGAUAAACGUCCAACAAUACCAUUGUAUACGCCUGAUUGUUAUGUUACUUUAAUGAGACAAUGCUGGCAACCAGUCCCUGAAAACCGGCCUAAGGCAGAAGAGCUAUUUUUUAUGUUCGCUGGAUGGUGUAAUGUUUUGCUUAGUGCUUCAAUUGUGAACAAAAAUAAAUAUGCUGAAGCUCUAGGAUUCAAAAAAGAACUUGAAAUAGAAUGGAUAAGACGACUAUAUAAUCUUAAAGAAAGUCCGCAAAUGAGCAGUCAGUUACACUUCAUUUACCGCAAAUCUAAAAGCCAUAGUUCUGAAAAAGAUGAGUCUGGUGUCAAAGAAAAAUGGUUUGAGGCUCAAGUAAAAAAUUUAGAGAUUCCAUACAAAGAGUUUAAAAUCUCAUCUGAACCUUUGGGAGGAAGUGGGUGUGGAGAACUUAGACUUGCUACCUGGGAAAAUUGCAAGGAUCAGGUAGUUAUUAAAAAAGUUCAAAGAGACGCAGAAGAUUCUGAGGAAUGUAGAAAACAUUUUAUAUAUGAGCUUUAUUUGCAUGACUUAGUUAAAACGGCUGAUAAUGUAAUAAAAGUUUUUGGCUUUACUAAAGAAAAAGACGAAUAUGAAAAAGAAUCACACCUUAUUGUUAUGGAGUUUGCAAACUGUGGUAGUCUCGAAAACUAUAUUGAGGAUCCAAUCAUCUUCAAUCGUUUAUCAUGGCUAGAUAAAAUACAAUUGACGCUGGGUAUUGCAGAAGGUCUAAAAUGUCUUCAUGAUAAAAAUAUUAUUCACCGUGAUCUGCAUCCGGGAAAUGUCUUGAUUCACGAUGGAACCCCCAAAAUUGCUGAUUUUGGUGCUGGGAAGCAAAUGGGCCUAACUACCUCUCAUAGAAAUGGAAAAAUGGGAGCUGUUUGUUUUCGUGAACCAAAAUGUCAUGGAUGUGAUGACAAGCCAAAAUAUCAAAUGCAAAAGUCGUCUGACAUUUAUUCACUUGGCGUUAUUAUCUGGCAAAUAUCCAGUGGUCGAGCACCAUUCGAAACAAUCAAAGAUAAGAUUCCUAAAGAGGAACUAUCUGAAAGAAUUGCAGUUGGUGGCGAAAGAGAAAAAAAAGUUGAAGGUACCCCGGAUAGAUAUGUCUACCUCUACGAAGAUUGUUGGAAGCUUGAGCCAGAGAAUCGACCUAAUAUUGCCCAAUAUAUACCAGUCUUAAUCCCUACCUUACAUGAAUUCUUGAGUGAGCUUGAUAGAGUUCAUAAUGGAAAUGGUGCAUAUUUGAUGUUAGAAGAAAAGUUUACACAGGAAGAAAUUACCGUAAGUAUGAUCAAACAAUUAACUGACGUGGACUUGGAAAAAUUGGGAGUAAAUAAAAUGGGUUGGAGAAAAAAUAUUCAACAUGCAGCAAGCAAAUAUUAA